GGAAAGACGCACACGUUUUAUUAAUUUCACGUUGCUUUUUAUUUUGGAGCAUAGACCCAAGAAACGAAUGCUUCCGGUUUACUUUCUGUGCAGUGAAAUUAAAAGAGCAUUUAAUGAGGCCCGCCGUGCGUGGUUGUUUUAAGGCCCUUUGUUUGGCCCUUCGCGGGGGUGCGCGCUUUCUCCCAGGAGCGCGUCCGCGUUUUGUUUCCGAGGAUCCAGGAGCGGGGGGGGGGGAACAAAAAAAAAAAAACAACUCCAUUGUUGUCGAGAAGUUUUUAAUCUGGGCGAUUUAAAGCCCAUCACAUGCUCCGACUGAGCAGCAGGGCGCAAACUGCUGCAUGUUGGGGAGGAAACAACGAUCCAUCCCGACGGGACCGACGAGGGGAACAUUUGGGGGGGGGAUUGUUUUUUGUAUUCUCACCCCAAUGCCACCGCAACUUUUCGAGGAGCUUCGCACCACAUGAGAAGUUUUAAUCAGAAAGUCCGAGCCGGAAAAAGGAGAAACUUUUUUUUUUUAAUCCUCUGCAGAAACCUGGAGAUAAAGAUGACGCUCAAGUACAGCCAGCGGUCCCUCAUAGUUCUGUCUCUACUGGGGAUCUUAUCGGCCGUCAUGUCGGUUUUGUCGGUCAUCCUGAUUUUCCAGCUCCGCACCGUGCAGACCGGAGAGAAGGAGUCGCCCCCCCCGUCCACCUCCUCGCUGAUCCCGGCUCAGAUCUGGGCCGUCCUGCUGCCCGUGUGCACGGUGCUGUGCGCCCUGUCGCUCAGCCUGCACCUGAGCUCCGUGGUGGUGUGUCUCCUCCACGGAUACUUCUCCACGGAGGUCUGCGGAGGAGAGGACGACGCCGAGAGAGCAGACUGGUUUCUUUUAGACAGCAGAGCAGUGCGACACGUGGCCAUCGGACUGUUCUGCCUCGGGGUUUCUGUCUACCUGGCAGCCAUGUCCAUCUUCAUGCUCCUGAUAUUUGAGGUGGAGACGGGCGUAGCGAGCGCCUGCGUGCUCUCCUCGGGGAUCUUGGUCUUACUGGUCAUCGUGAUCCACACGCUGGUCAAAGCGUCUCGCGGGGGGAAGCGCGGCGGCGGCGGCGACCGCCUCGACACCCUCUUUCACAACGACCGCGGCGUCUGCGACGUGCCCGCCCCCCGGCGGCGCGAGCUCAAGGUCGGCGCGGACAAACCGCGGAUGCACCGCAGCCAGUCCCACCUCCAGCAGCAGAUGUCCUACCCGCCGUGUGGCGACCCGAGGCCGCCGCAGUACCAGCAGCCGCAGUACUCGGCCGCCGGGGGCCACGCCGGAGACAAGGACGGCUACAGCAGCGGCGGCAGCGGCUCCCGAAUGCACAGGACCCUGUCCACCGAAUCCGGUCUGCUGCAGGCCCAGGCUAAACCCUGGAACGGGGUCAACAACGAAAUGAGGAGCGUCCUCGCGCGCAAGUCGGGGAUUUCCGCAAAAGACUCGACCCUGGUUUGACGCGGCGCAAGACCCGCUGACCUUUAAGCAUCAAGCCCGAGGGGGCCGCUCGCACAGGUGUCGUUUCAUUACAGGUCAUUUAGCAGACGCUUUUAUCCAAAGCGACUUACAUUGCAUUUUUAACCCGUGGCUUUUUACGUUUUUGCCCGGGGAGCAAUUAGGGGUUAGGUGUCUUGCUCAGGGACACUUCAAGGACUUCAUGGAGCAGCCAGGGCUCGAACUACCCACCUUGCGGUUCUCAGAGGUUAGGGUUAGGCGCACCUUCUCUACUCCAUGAGCCACCAUUUCAGACCCCUUUUGUACCUUUUUACUGUGCGUUCAUCCCAACUGAUCGCAGACGCCAUCGUCAGACUCCAGCGCUCUCGCCUUCUGAUUUCUACUGUUCGGAUUGUAAAGAAUUUGGAAUUUGUUGAAAAAACAUUGAGCACAACUUAGAACAUGUAGUGUGAAUGAGCUUGAUUUUAAACUCACCGGUGUUGCCCGAGUGUCAAUCUGUAAAAUGUAUAGCUUUUUGUAAUAAUGCAAAUACUUCUGUAUAUGUUGACUUUUUGCCAAAAGUUAGUGUUGAUGUGUUUAUCAUGUUUGGUUCACAUCAUACAUAUAAUACAUUUUAGAAAAAUACAAUUCAGUUAAAAAAAAAUAGAAACUUAGCUUUAAUUGUCAUUUAAAUGCAUGUUUGAAAUAUUUCUGUAAAAGAAUAUGUGAUACAGGGCUAAAUGUGAUCAUGUCUGGAGGAAAUACUAACCUUGGACACCUCGGCCCAGAGGUCAUGAGGAAGUGGAAGGUGCAUGUGGAGCAGAGACAAGGGGACUGGGAGAGGGGGUCACAUCAUGUAAGCUUCAUGCGGAUGUCAGUGGGGGAAAUAAAAAGAAAGCAUAGACAGAACUGAAAACAUGAAGCUCCCAUAACUACAAAAGAAUAAAUAUUUUGCAGUUAUUGGGCUCUUGAAGUGGAUUAAACUUAAAGAAUGUGUUUUGCUGAUGUCCAAAAAUGUUAAGUGAUACAAAUGAUUAUAAAGUAUUAAAUAAAAACAACAUGAACAAAAAGGUUUGAUGUGCUGUAAAGAAUGAAUAACAACAACAGAGUCACUUUCGACUCUGACUUUUAAGUUAACUGUGCAAAGAAAUUUGGGAAAAGAGACGGAUACUGGCCACGACAACUAACUGGACAAAUGUUGCAGUACCUCAAAACCUUUUUGUUUCACCAUCAUAUUUCACCCCCGGCUCUCAUGUUCACUGCUGCCUCCUACCUGCGUCCUUGAGAGCUGCUAAUCUGCUCCUUCAUGCUGAUGGCUUGACGCAGGAGGCUGUCGAUAUUUUUGAAGUACAAGCUGCUGUUUGUCAUGCUCUUCACGGCACUACAAAAAAAAAAAAAAACAAGCGGUUAACAUGUGGUUAUUGAGUUGACAGCAGAUAAGCGGACCUCUCCUCACCUGCACGCGUACUCCACAGAGUAGAUGGCUCCUUGGCUCUGCUCCUCCCAGCUCUGCAUGUCCGACUGUGUGAGAAAAAUAAUAAAACCAUUAAAUAUUCAAGAAA
Molecule: messenger RNA, 3006 nt
Organism: Gasterosteus aculeatus aculeatus (three-spined stickleback)
Lineage: Eukaryota; Metazoa; Chordata; Actinopteri; Perciformes; Gasterosteidae
Gene: tmem221
Product: transmembrane protein 221
Source: RefSeq, a predicted model, not a curated record